AGAGGGGGGACUGGGCAGCCAGGGGGCAGCGGGCUCCUCCGGCCAAGGGAAAUGCGCGGAGCUGCCGCGGCUUGGGCGCUCUGAGAGCUCGCGGUGCUGCUGCGAGCGGGGGGGACCUGUGGCUGCUGGAGCAUCUCCGGAGGGGGGAGCAGUGGCUGCAGGUGCAGCAGCCCGGGCUUGGUGCCGCCUUUGUUUCGUGCUGGGACCCUGCCGUCGCUAUGAGCGCCUCUCCCUCCAGAGUGAUCCCCCUGCUGCUGGGGGCCGCGAUGCUGUGGGGGCCGAGCUGCCUCUCCCUGCGAGUCCUCAGCGGUCAAAAAGUGUGUUAUGGAGAUAUCAAGCAUCCCUGUUACAAGAUAGCCUACUUCCAGGACUUGUCAAGACGUGUUGGCUUUCAGGAGGCCCGUCAUGCCUGUGAAAUCGAUGGUGGUGUGCUUUUAAGUCUGGAAAGUGAAGCUGAACAGAAGCUCAUAGAAAACAUGUUACAAAACCUCACUAAGUCGGGCUCUGGGAUUUCUGAUGGUGACUUCUGGAUUGGAUUGUGGAGAAGCGGAGAGGGACAAGCAACAUCGAGUGCUUGCCCUGAGCUCUACCAAUGGACUGAUGGAACCAUUUCAUCAUUUAGAAAUUGGUAUACAGAUGAGCCUUCCUGUGGAAGUGAAGCUUGUGUUGUGAUGUAUCAUCAACCAACCGCAAACCCUGGCCUUGGGGGGCCUUACCUUUACCAGUGGAAUGACGACAGAUGCAACAUGAAGCACAAUUUUAUCUGCAAGUAUAGUCCAGAUAAUGUCCUAGAAAAAGAACUAGGCGACAGAACAGACACAGAUUAUGAGUUUUUUCCAUCAGUGACAGCAGGAAAGCCUUAUGAUGAAAACAAACCAGAAGAUAAUUCUCAUGUAGUUGUUACUGAAACAGGUAUAAUUCCAAAUUUAAUUUAUGUUGUUAUACCAACCAUACCACUGCUGUUGUUGAUAUUAGUGGCUUUUGGUACUUGCUGUUUCCAGAUGCUACACAAAAGGGAAGCAAGGAGAAACUGCUUCACAGACCCAUCUCCAUUAUCAUCUGAAUGCCUUGCAGAAAGUUUAAAUUCCAACCUGUAAAGGAAGAACAAAAACCAGCCCAAACCAGUCCACAUUAUGGAUUUCAAAGAAUCCCAGGAAGGACAGUACCAUGGAGGUAUAACAAUUUAAUGACUGAACACAAAGCAAAAAUAAUAUUUUACAGUCAGGCUCUAUUAUAAUGUCAUCUCAGCACAUUAGCUUGGAAUGGCUUGAGACUGCAAUGGAUCAGCAAGAUGAACUGUAAGCUCCCCCUUGAGGCAACUAUUCAGAUCAUUUUUGUAUGUAACAUUUGAUUAUUAAUUAAAUGAACCAUGUCAUGCUAAAGAAAGAAAGAGGAUGUGUCUAUUUUGCUAAGGGAAGUAACUCGGUUACAACUGAGCAGUGGAAUGGACAAUGCAUUUGAAGUUUAUAGGGGGAAAUAUCUACAAUGUGUGUCAGUUUUAAAAUUGUUUGUAGUAAUCAUAACAUUUAUUUCCUGUACUCCCUCAUACAUUCUACUUUAGUUGAUGUACUGUAAAUUGA
Molecule: messenger RNA, 1580 nt
Organism: Mauremys mutica (yellowpond turtle)
Lineage: Eukaryota; Metazoa; Chordata; Testudines; Geoemydidae
Gene: CHODL
Product: chondrolectin
Exons: 8
Coding region: 219-1097 (292 amino acids)
Biological process (GO): positive regulation of axonogenesis
Cellular component (GO): cytoplasm
Source: RefSeq, a predicted model, not a curated record